Molecule: messenger RNA, 1041 nt
Organism: Coprinopsis cinerea okayama7#130
Lineage: Eukaryota; Fungi; Basidiomycota; Agaricomycetes; Agaricales; Psathyrellaceae
Exons: 2
Coding region: 1-933 (310 amino acids)
Source: RefSeq, a predicted model, not a curated record
AUGGCUCUGCACUUUGCCCGUCUGUUCCUUGCCCGCGACCCAACCGAUGACAUGGGACCCCCUGGCGGCCCUUCUUGGUGCAGUUCCGCCAUGGAUUAUAUAGAGGCGGACAUGGCUUCGGGCUAUUUCCACUUUUCAGGCGAACCCUCACUCCUGCGCAAGAGCUUUAUUCAUUGGCGCUCCGCCUAUCGUCGUAGCCUCAAUUCUAGCCAGUCGGCUUUGGAUUCACAGGACCGCCAUUUCCUGCACAAUCUUUUCGACGCCCUCCAUUCGUUAAACACGGGCCAGGAUACACUUCAACCCUUUACUCAUCAACAAGGCCAUGAAUACCCCUGGCCCCAGCUAUACUUUGACAACGUCGACUUGCACGGCUUCUUGGUGACGAAAGGUCUAUCGAUGGGCGGAGCAUGGGCCCCCGACAGAUUCCCGCAAAGCUUUCUUGUAUCCCUUGUUUACAGCUAUCUCCCUGGCGAUUUCUACCACUUAAUCAACGCUGUGCAACCCACAGCCAAUCGACUAUUGAAAGGUGUACAUAAUGUAAUCAACAGGAUAUGGGCCGACCUGUUGCAACUCGGGGAGCUGAAUGGGCCCGAUCUGCCAGAAAGAGAUCGGAGAAUUUUAAGCUCACGCAUGUUCGGACGCAUGUUGUCCAUGUUGCACCUGGUUCGCGCCCCGGACGAGAUUCCCUUUCUUAAAAAUCCGCAUGACGCGCCCAGGCUCUGGAAAGUGGCAGGAGAAGAGUCGGACGGUUAUGUGGUGCGCCGCGAAAUUGUCCGGUGUGCUCUUGACGCGAACAUGCCAAUGGCUUUUGCAAUCUUGUCUUGGUGGGAUUCCAUGAUGGCGUCGACGGCAUACCCUGACCCAGAGCACAAAGUGCAUUGGCAUGAGCAGUUAAGAGAGACCGAAGCCUUUAUCAGACUCUUCAACGAUUAAGAUCCUGUACCACUUAGUUUUACGCAAAACAGUUUUCCUUUUAGUUGACUCGUAAUUCGACACCAGGAAAUUUCGAUAGCGCCCAAGUAUAACUAUCUGGUUUCGAGG